CUCAUUAGCGAGCCUUUGUAUUUCUUGCAUAUGAAGUCUCGUCAAGCUGAUCAUCACCUUUUCUGCUCCUCAGCCAUUGCCGCCAGUGUGUUAGGAUUCAGCCACCAUGGGACUCGCCAAUCUCCUCACCAAGGCCACAGGCCUAGUCCUUGUUGCGUCGUUCGUUGCUCCUGGACUUGCUACUCCAUGCACAGUCCUACCGGCCAUCCCCACUGCCGUCAUUCCCCAGGGCACCAUCAAGGGCUUCCGCGACAGCUCGAGCAACUCGGUCUUUCUGGGCAUCCCGUUCGCUGCUACCACGGGCGGAGAGAACCGAUGGCGGGCACCUAAGGACCUUCCCAAGUCCAACUCAAGCUUCAGCGCGACCUCCUAUGGCCCAACAUGUCCUCAGGCCAUUUCCGGCACCCUCUUCAGCCAGCAGGGCGAGGACUGCCUGAACCUUAACAUUUGGGCGCCCAUUGAGGGAGAGAAGCUGCCUGUGUUUGUUUACAUGUACGGUGGUGCCAUGGUCACAGGCUCAAGCAGCAACCCGCAAAUACAAGGCUCUAACUUUGCUCGCAACGGUGUCGUCUACGUCAACUUCAACACCCGCGAGAGCAUCUUUGCCUCCCCUCACUCGUCCGAGUUGGAGGAUGGCAAGGAGUCGCAGAACUUCAGCAUCCUGGAUGUGGAGAAGGCCCUGGAGUGGGUUCACGACAACAUCGCGGCUUUCGGAGGAGACCCCGAUCACAUCGUCUUUGGUGGCCACUCCUCAGGCGGUGUUCAGGUCGACCAUUACCUCUGGAACCACCCCGACAGUUGGCUCAAGGGUGCCGUUGAGAUGAGCGCCAAUGCCAUGUCCGGCCCAGCCUAUGCCCCCGCCAACCAGGCUCUUGAUGCUGUCGCAGAGGAAGUCGGCUGCUCUACCGGUGACGGUCAACUUGACUGCCUGCGUGAAGUCGAUGUCUACGCCUUCCAGACGGCCAACUUCAACUCUACCUUCAACACGUGGUUCACCCCCGUCAUCGACGACAUCACCCGAUUCUCCAACUACCAGUCCCGAUUCGCUGCCGGAAAGUACGCUUCUCACGUCCCCCUCCUGACCGGAACGUCCAACGGUGAGGGAACUAUUUUCAGCCUCGUCUACGGAGCCGAGAACAGCGACUUCUCGUCAUGGAUCAACACCUUCGAUGCCGACAGCGCCUAUAUCCCUGACGCUGCCCUCAUUGCGGCCUACCCUGAGUCCGACUAUGCCAGCGAGGCGCUCCGCAGUGGCGACCAGUAUGGCGACGCCCGGUUCCAGUGCCCCGUGGACUACCUCCUCGACAUGCGCAGCAGCGUGCAGAACACCUGGGCUUAUCGAUUCUUCGGUGCCUACGACAACGUCGUGGGUGUUCCUGGAACUGCGCCCACCCACGGAACGGAGGUGCCCUUCUUCCACGGCGGCAACGAAUGCUUCAGCGCUCUCUCAGGCGUCACUACCGCGCAGCAGGAGCUGGCUGACUCUAUCCACACUUGGUUCGUCAAGUGGAUCAAGAACCCCAGCGCCGGCCCUGGUUGGGGUAAGGUGUCACCCACGUCAGGCGAGCUGGUUAAGCUGGGAGUUCCUGGCGAUGAGCUGUCUCUGAUCAAGGCGUCUACCAGCGACUACAACGCUCGGUGCCAGUCGGUCUACAACCCUCUCCUGCCUCUUUACCCCGUUGUCCAGUCCGUUCUGGAUUUGGUUGACGCAUUGUUGUCCUAAGUUGCGAACUACAUCUUCGGGUCAGUGUAUAUAUGGUAUUCAAGACUGAAUGACUUCUAGAUAAUGCUAUUUAAACAACUGCUUUGAUACUCAUUUAAUUAAAGUAGCUACUUAGCACUUACUCUUUUAAUAAUUAAGACUUAUCUUCUUGUUAA
Ilyonectria robusta is the source of this 1878-nucleotide messenger RNA. RefSeq names its product Alpha/Beta hydrolase protein. NCBI's taxonomy places the organism in Eukaryota, Fungi, Ascomycota, Sordariomycetes, Hypocreales, Nectriaceae. The transcript is spliced from 5 exons. The coding region runs from base 107 to 1723 and encodes 538 amino acids. The record is from RefSeq and is a predicted model, not a curated record.